CUGGUUGCAACACCUCCUCCUUGCGAGAAGAAGACUGCAGUUGCGGGAAAACUGAAGCGGGUGGACACAACAGGACAGACUAUAAAAAGACAAAAAUACAAGUGUUUUAAAAUGAAAAGACACGACAGCCCGAAGGCAGCAGAUGUCAAGAAAGGAAUUUCUGUUCUUUGGGAAACUUUGCAGUGUCCUAUAUGUCUGGAAUUAAUGACAGCUCCUGUAUCUACAAAAUGCGACCAUCAGUUCUGCAAAUUUUGUAUGAUGAAACUUUUGGACAAUUCCAAGCAAAACAGGGCAAAUUGCCCUGUGUGCAAAGCCAGAGUAACCAGAAGGAGCUUGCAAGAGAGCCCGGGUUUCCAAAAACUUGUUGCAGGUUUGCAGGACAUGAUACAGGCAUAUGAAUAUGAUACUGGGACUAACUAUUUUACUGGACAAUUACUACCCAAACAUCGAGCAGUUGUCACAGAUGGGGUACUACAGACAUAUAUUAGGACAAAUGAGGAUCCAGUGGAACUUAAAAAUCUGGAUACUAGUAGCGAAGAUGUCCCAAAAUCUCAGUCUUCAACCAUAAAAGCUCAAAAUGGAUUUGCCAGACUUAUGGGACUUGAAGACUCAAGCCUAUUGACAACUGAAAAUGAGGGACUGGACAGUGGACUUGGGGGGCCUCCUGCAGCAUCAGAGAAAAAACUAAGUGUUACCACAGACAUCCUCGAGCUAAUAUCAACAGAAAACCAAGCUAGCGAAAAUGCACAACCCACAAACAAAACUAGAGUCCUUAUAAAGUCCUCCGAUCUGCCCCCAUUGAUACUGGAGGAAGAGAAUGCGGAAAACAACGAAGAACAUGAUGAUGGAGAGCAGCCUUUGAAAAAGUCUAGAAAAAAAGGUAAAACAUGUUCUGGGCCAGAUAAGAUACUCAAGCAGAGGCAAAAGAAAGGAGUGGAAAAGGUGAGAGAGUGGCUUAUGAAUGUCCCGAAUAAGGAAGAUAUUGAGUUGGGCAAGCUAGACAAGGAGACACAGUAUUUAGACGACUCCGAUAGUCUUUCUUCUUCUUCAACCAUAGAUCUCAAGGAACACAACUAUGAGAGCUUUUUGAAUGAAAAGGGUGGAGUGACAAAAGCCCUUGAAGAUCAGGUGUUUGGUGCAAUCUACAAAAGAGGGAAGAAAAGAAAUGGGAAAGAAAUCUCUCCACCUCCUGAUAUUUUAACUCACCUCCACUCAAACAGUGCAAUACAGCAACAAGAGAUCAGAGCAAUAAACAAAAGUGACACCAAAAAGGAGCCUGAGCUUGUAGACCUUGCAGAUGACAACAGUGAAAUUUUCAAAGAGGCGGUACCGAUGGAUACAGAAGUCCAUAAUGAAUUACUUGGCGACAAACAACUGCAGCAAGAGUUUAAUGAGUUACAUGAUGUCAACAAUGAAUGUAAAGAAAAAAAAGCUUCUCCUUUACAUAAAACUGGAAGUCAUAAAAGGAGAGGAAAUUCAAGGAAAAAAAUGUGUAAUGAAUUGGAGCAAGUUGAUAUUGAUCUACAAGAACAGGCAAAAACUCAAACAGAAAAUGGCAGGCAGACGAAAACGAAUAAGAAAAAAGGAAGGCAGUCAAAGUCAACUAAAGUCCAGUCUGGUCGAGUCACAAAACCUCUUGAUUUAGUUGAAGUUCAAAAUGGUGAGACUGCUCUGAUGGAAGAACCGAAACCUAAGCUGGAAUCAGAUCAAGUUCAGGUCCAUAUUGAGAAUUAUUCAAGCAGUGAGGAACAAGAGGCCUCCUUGGUAAAGACCACUAGGAGAAGUAGGAGACUUCAAAGCUUUAUGGAGGAGAUUAGAGUAAGUAAAAAGAAAAGUCACUUAAACGUCACCAAAUCUCACCAAGGAAAAACUUCUGAGAAGGUUGAGGUUGUAUUGGCAAAGAAUAAUGUGUCUCCAAAACGUGGUAAGACAAAUGGUUGUAUUUAUGCUGAAGAUUUGGGAGGAAUAGAAAAAAUGGGCUCUUAUGAGAGUCCAAUCAUUUUGAAACAAACGCAACCUCUUCAAGAAGUCUCAAAUGAGGAAAUACUGUCUCAGGGUGUCUGUUGUGAACCGGUUGUACAAAUUUCUCCAAAAACUCCAGGGGAAGAUGUCAAUACUGUUCAGGAAAGCAACAUUCAAACUGAUCCAAACAAUAUUCAGUUGGAGUCGAUGGAAUGUAAUGAUACAAUGAUACAAAUGGAGGAGGACAAGAGCGACAGUGAUGUAGACACUGAACAACUUCUCAAGAGUUUCAAAUCCACUAAAAGGAAAUCAUUUCAUCUGGAAGCACCAAAUAUUAAAAGAAAUUGUAGCUUAGAUGAGAGAGAUGCACAGAAUUCUGAAGAUGCUGAUUUUAAUUUGAAAAAACAGGCUGUAGAAAUUGAAAAGAUCCAAGAUGCAUUUUACAACCAUUCCACUUCGCUGUUUAGUGAUGUGAUACCACCAUCUCCCACAGUUGCACAAAACGAAGCACAAGAAGGAUUUGACAUGUCCGAUAAGCCUAUUUCGGAUAACUGUCCCAAUAGUUCUACCAGUGGCGCUCUUACUCCAAAUACAGUUUCAAAAUUGGAAAUGCCAAGUUCUCAUCUGUCGGUCAUCCCUCAAAUAGUCGACUCUGGGCUUCAGUUUACAGCUGGAAAUUUGUCUGACAGUGUAGUCUCGAAGAAGCAAUCAACAAAUAAACCUUUAAAAUGCUCUCUUAUCUCAGAGAGUCAAUGUUCCAAAGCUGAAGAGAACAGCAUUUCCUUGUUGGAUCCAUCAACUGCUAAAAAUCCAUCUCCCAGCACCAUGUCACAAUGUUUAUUUAAUGCAAAUUAUUCCUUAAGCCCUGAUGGCCUCUUAACACACAACCAGGGCAGCAGCAGCACCCAGUCUUCUGUCCCUAACAACCCGAGGAGAAGAAGAAGCCGGAGAUUGGAGUCUUCACCUGAGCUUGAUAGCAGUGGAUCAAAAGAAGAAUUGCAGAGUUUAGCCCAAAUCCUAAAAUCCAAUUCAAGUUGUCGGAAAAAGAGUCAGCAGGAAAAAGUACCCUCCAAAGAAAUAAAUAAAGGUUUAACAGUUGAGGGCGACCAAGGUAACCACCCACCACCAUGUCCCAGCCCAGACUAUGUGAACUCGAGUCAGGCGUCAGUUGACUUAUUUGGCACACCAGAAGAAUCAGGUGAUGCUCUGGUGAAUAACGCAGUUACCUCAGUAGAGAUGUCACAGCUGUCAAGUGAGGUUUUGGUAACACAGCAAAAGGUGGAAAUGCAGAAGGAGCUGGUAAGGCUGGAGAAGUUGAUGGCGCUGGUGUCUGAGGUGCUCCAUGAGAAAGAGAAUGGUCCAGAAAUCGGCACAGAGCAAAAUGCCCCAGAGCCUGAAAAACCACAACCAUCUAAUGAAGAUAUAGGACAAGACUCUGAAAAUAAUGGUCCUCCAAGUUCAGGUCGAAGCACCCGGAAGCGACCAUCUGGGGUCAAAGUUGCCACUAAGUCCAGUGUAGCAAAACAUGACCCCUCAAUAGAUACUGCAAACAAAGAUCUGGGUGUUGCUGCUGCAAAGUCAGUUGCCACAUCCAGUUCAACCAAAAGUCAUAAAACACACGAGUCUCCAUCUGAAGACAAAGAAAACACUCCGAAUGACACAAGGAAACCCAAAAUGGUGCUGGUGUCAUCUGGACUGGAGCCCAGUGAACAGAUAAUGGUGAAAAAGUUUGCAAAGAGAAUAGGUUCCUGUGUGGUUUCCCAGGUGACCCCAGAUGUUACUCACAUCAUAAUGCACACAGAUGAGCUGCUGGUUUGUGAGCGCACACUAAAAUACUUCCUCGGCAUCGCUGGACGAAAGUGGGUCGUAAGCUUUCAGUGGAUUUCUGAGUGCUUCAAACAAAAGAAGCUGUUGGAUGAGAGCAUUUUUGAAGUCAAGGGUGAUGUAGUGAACGGUCACAACCACCAGGGGCCCAUGCGAGCACGCACCACAGAUGAUGACAAUCUGUUGAUGAAAGGAUACAAGAUCUGCUUUCAAGGGCCUUUUACGGACAUGACCACAGAUGAAAUGGAGUGGAUGGUGGAGCUGUGUGGAGCCACUGUAGUGAACGAUCCAUCUGUCCUGGAUGGGAAACAGAAAUCUCAUCAGCUGGUCGUUGUGCAGAGCGGAUCAGAUGUUUCUGCAUCUAAAUACAACAGUCUCUCCAGAGUGGCUACAGUGGUGACUCGCGGUUGGCUCUUGGAUUCAAUAUCAACGUACACAAUACAAAACUGUAAAAACUACACAAUUUAACCCAUAACACUAUCUUCACUAUACUGUCUACUGUCGUGUCCCAUAAGUGCUGUUUUUAAUCUCUCAUAAGCCUGAUUUCACAAACUUGUAUCUGAUGUACUUGUAAAUUGUGAUGUACAUAAAAUU
Molecule: messenger RNA, 4380 nt
Organism: Periophthalmus magnuspinnatus
Lineage: Eukaryota; Metazoa; Chordata; Actinopteri; Gobiiformes; Gobiidae
Product: breast cancer type 1 susceptibility protein homolog
Exons: 21
Coding region: 112-4254 (1380 amino acids)
Biological process (GO): double-strand break repair via homologous recombination; negative regulation of fatty acid biosynthetic process; positive regulation of transcription by RNA polymerase II
Cellular component (GO): plasma membrane; BRCA1-BARD1 complex; BRCA1-A complex
Molecular function (GO): ubiquitin-protein transferase activity; metal ion binding
Source: RefSeq, a predicted model, not a curated record